Ictalurus punctatus (channel catfish) is the source of this 2939-nucleotide messenger RNA. RefSeq names its product chromosome 19 C12orf56 homolog (gene c19h12orf56). Lineage: Eukaryota; Metazoa; Chordata; Actinopteri; Siluriformes; Ictaluridae. The record is from RefSeq and is a predicted model, not a curated record. The transcript is spliced from 14 exons. The coding region runs from base 213 to 1844 and encodes 543 amino acids.
GUUAUGAGAGACACUUUAGGGACAGCAGUAUUCAGUGUGUGUCCCUACAGAGCAGUGUACAGUCUUUCAGAGCAGAGGUCCGUGUAAAACUCGGUGAUGCGGUGUAUUUCUCUCUGUGUGUGUGUGUGUGUGUGUGGGGGGGCACAGUAAAUGAGCUGAGCUGUGUGGGAGUAGAUUAUAGUCGGGUGUAGGAGCUGACUCAGGUGUUCUCCAUGGCCAGUCCCGUCUCGGACACUCCUCUCUGUCGGCGCAACAGCAAACUGGAGACGUUUCUGAAGAGAACUGCUCAGCGGGACGUGUACGAGCGGGUCCGGUACUACGAGGCGUGUGUAGUCGUGUCAGAGGAACUCGACAAGGUGUUCAUGCACGCUGUGCUCACCGACGACUCCAUUUACCUGACCGAGUUUCACCCACGCACACUCCACAGGGCUCUCCACUUCAGUGUGAUUGUGCACAUCGAGCUGAUCAAUGAUCUACCAGACUUCCUUAGUGGCAAAGACCAAGAGCAGUCACUUCAUAUACGUGUUGUGCAUACACAUGCAAAGGAUGUUGGGAAACAUGGCUCAAGAAACAAUGGGUCUGCCCUGACCAAGCCUCAGUUUGUUGCCACACCCUGUCAACAAGACAACUAUGAACACAGCUGCUCUCUGGAGGGAAUCAGCAGGGUUCAGCAGGAUGCUGACGGGAGUAGGUCUCCAUCUUGGAAUAGAGACGGCAGAGAUGGAUGCAAGGGCAAAAGAAAGAGUAAGAGCUCUGUUCUGGCCAGAAUGAAAAAAGGAGUAGCUGGGGAAAAAGAGAAAAAAAUAGAGGAAGAAGAGAAGAAAGAGGCUGAGCUUCAUCUGUAUGCUGUGAUGCUCACAUCACAAAUAUAUGUUCACCUGCAAAGAUCCUGGAACAGUUAUAUCAUGAGAUCCACACUGAUGCUGAGGACAUGCACCGUGUCGUCCUCCCCCUCGUCCAAGAAACACCAACACAAAAUCAGCUGGGAGCGGACGUGCCACCUGUUCAGUCAGCUGAGUGGGGAGCUGUUACAGGACGAGCUCAGCUUGGAGAGUUUGUACCUGCUGCUUCAGGAGCUCUGUACCGCUGCACAUCACAACCCCGCCGUCAAAACACUCUUCUGGAGGUCACCUGAGCUCUAUCCAUUCCUGGUGAAGACGCUGGCUAAAAGCUUGCAGCUCUCUCAGGACAGAUUACAUACUGCUGACAGACUACUGCUUUCCAUGUUAGUGGUUCAGACCAUGAGCCUGAUGUUUGGUGAGACGGAGAAAGGACCUGCUCGAUUUAAGAUACUAACAUCCAUGCAGGGAAGCGUGACAGCAGCCUUGCUCUUGGCUUUAGUGUGUGAUCCAGAGCUAAAGUCUCAUAAUUGCAAUUCUCCAUCUCACACAGAGCUACAUGUCUUACAAGCGGAGUAUCUGGAUGCAGCAUCUGUUCUGCUUUUUGAGGUGGUGAUGUUCUGCCAGAAAACGAGUCGCAUCCCGAAUGUAGGACACUUUCUGAGUGUGGCCUGGGUUUUUCAAACACUUAAAGCCCAUCCUUUCUUUCUCCUGUUUAUGGGUUAUCAGGCCCAGCGUGUGGUUCUGGCACUGUCAUUUUUGUCUGAGUCUCCCUUGAGCCCAUUCCAGGCUGUCCUCCUGUACCAGCGGUGCUACCUGCUCCUGACCUGCAUGCAGCACAACACCUGUGUGAACUCCUACAUUAUAACAGAACUCAAAGAAGAGUUCAGGUAUUAUGUGAGAAAAUCUGGGCUAGAGGACAAGCUUCCCUCUCACUAUCCCAUUAGUAGGCCAGCACAGCAUCUCCUCUCCCAGCUGCUCAGCCUGGUGCUCGACAAGCCCUGAACUAUGAACCUUUGUUAAUCAUGAGGACUGUUUACAGACAUCUGUCUCACAAACACAUUUGUACAGAUAUCCUGUAAGCCCUGAAUAAAUUGGUGUUUUUUUAUUUAUUUAUUUAUUUAUUAACUGAUGACCAUGGAUCCAUAACUGGUGCAUUAUGUGCUUUGCCAAUUGUGGGGAAUAAGUAGUAGGGCAGAGUAAUUUAAGGUCUGUCAUACUGUGUGAAGAAAGCUAGAAUAACACUUUUUUCACAAGGAUACUCUUACCAGGAUAAGCGUUGUCGAUAAGAGUGAAGAGCUUUUGUUGUCAAACUGCAACAGCAACAUCAACACAAUUAAACAUAGUCUGUGUUCAUACAGGAUGUGUUUUAGGCCUACGUUGUGUAUAUAAAGGAAAUAUUUACUUCUAAUUGUUUGCUUCUGUGACUCCAAGAUCAUUUGCUAAAGUUUAUAUUCAUUCAGGUAUUCUGUUUCGUAUUGUGCAUGGCCUGUUCUAUCUAGGCUCUUUCUAAAGAUGCUGUAUUUUUCAAUUCAGUUAAAUUUUCACAAAGCAGGUUUACAGAAAUGUAUACAUUCCGAAUUUAAAUUUGACAUUUAUGAAUUUAUCCCUAAUGGGCAGCCAGAGGCGACUAUGGCAAGGAAAAUCUCCCUCAGACGACAUGAGGAAGAAACCUUGAGAGGAACCAGACUCAAAGGGGAACCCUUCCUCAUCUGGGUGACACCGGAUAGUGCAAUUAUAAAUAAAUCCCUUCUAUAACUGUGUACUACAUGGUCAGAAAGUGUAAUUGUGUAAUUGUUCACUGAUGGAGACUUGUGUGCAUUUCAGUCAUAAAGCUAUCAUAGCAAUUGCAGUCCUAAGCCAUGGUAACAAAACUGUUCAUAUCAAUUGCAGUCCAAAGCCAUCUUCAUGGUUUUUAAGUGGUACCAUCCACAGUAAUCUCACUGAUCUUUAGGUUGUCCAUAUAGUGCCAUCGUCAGUAGCAGUGAAUGGUUUCCGAGUGAUAAGAACUCCAACAAGAAGUAGUUUUUCAUUUCUUGCGUUUGAGAGCAAACUAGUGAUACCUUACUGAAGUUACUGAAGCUGAUCUUCAAGUUUGCA